Molecule: messenger RNA, 6458 nt
Organism: Vombatus ursinus (common wombat)
Lineage: Eukaryota; Metazoa; Chordata; Mammalia; Diprotodontia; Vombatidae
Gene: ABLIM1
Product: actin binding LIM protein 1
Exons: 22
Coding region: 38-2062 (674 amino acids)
Biological process (GO): cytoskeleton organization; lamellipodium assembly; cilium assembly
Cellular component (GO): actin cytoskeleton; stress fiber
Molecular function (GO): actin filament binding
Source: RefSeq, a predicted model, not a curated record
AAGAUUUGGAAAUAUUAAUGAGCUGGUGAUUGUACUGAUGGAUCCCCACUAUACUAUUGAAGACUUCAAAGUGGCCCACCCUCAGGACCCUCAUCACCCAUCAGAGAAGCCUGUCAUCCAGUGCUACAAGUGUGGAGAGCCAUGCAAGGGUGAAGUGCUCCGGGUUCAAGCCAGGCAUUUCCACAUCAAAUGCUUCACCUGCAAAGUAUGUGGCUGUGACCUGGCUCAAGGAGGCUUCUUCAUAAAGAACGGAGAAUACCUCUGCACACUGGAUUACCAGCGAAUGUAUGGAACGCGCUGUAAUGGCUGUGGGGAAUUCGUGGAGGGAGAGGUGGUGACAGCUCUCGGGAAGACCUACCACCCUAACUGCUUUGCCUGUACCAUCUGCAAACGCCCGUUUCCACCUGGCGACCGAGUUACCUUCAAUGGAAGGGACUGUCUUUGUCAACUCUGUGCUCAGCCAAUGUCUUCCAGCCAUCAAGAGGUCUCAAGCUCCAGCAAUUGUGCUGGCUGUGGCAGAGACAUAAAGAAUGGGCAGGCACUGCUGGCUCUGGAUAAGCAAUGGCACCUGGGGUGUUUUAAGUGCAAAUCCUGCGGGAAAGUCCUCACCGGGGAAUACAUCAGCAAGGAUGGAGCUCCUUACUGUGAAAAGGACUAUCAGGGGCUCUUUGGUGUCAAAUGUGAAGCUUGUCACCAGUUCAUCACAGGGAAAGUUUUAGAGGCCGGUGAUAAACACUACCAUCCAAGCUGUGCGCGAUGCAGCAGGUGCAACCAAAUGUUCACAGAAGGAGAGGAAAUGUAUCUUCAAGGUUCCACCGUUUGGCAUCCAGACUGUAAGCAGUCCACUAAGACAGAAGAAAAACUCCGGCCAACCAGGACAUCUUCUGAAAGUAUUUAUUCCAGACCAGGGUCAAGCAUCCCUGGAUCUCCAGGUCAUACCAUCUAUGCAAAAGUCGACAAUGAGAUCCUAGAUUACAAGGAUUUAGCAGCCAUUCCCAAGGUCAAGGCAAUUUAUGAUAUUGAACGUCCAGAUCUUAUUACCUAUGAGCCAUUCUACUCUUCAGGCUAUGAGGACAAACAGGAGAGACAGAGCCUUGGAGAGUCUCCAAGGACUCUGUCUCCCACGCCAUCUGCAGAAGGAUACCAGGAUGUUCGGGAUCGAAUGAUCCAUCGAUCAACUAGUCAGGGCUCCAUUAACUCCCCUGUCUACAGCCGUCAUAGUUACACGCCAACAAUGUCACGUUCUCCACAGCAUUUCCACCGACCUGAUCAAGGGAUCAACAUAUACCGAAAACCACCCAUCUACAAACAACAUGAUCCAGCUGCCUUGGCAGCACAGAGCAAGUCUUCAGACGAUAUCAUCAAGUCCUCCAAGUUCCCAGCAGCCCAUGCUCCAGACCCCAACGAGAUACCAAAGAUUGAGAUGGACCACUGGCCCGGUCCCCCCUCACUUGCUGCCGUAGGAACAGAUAUGAGGCGCAGAUCAAGUGGUCGUGAGGAAGAUGAGGAGGAGCUUCAGAGACGCCGCCAGCUUCAAGAAGAGCAGCUAUUGAAGCUCAACUCAGGUCUGGGGCAAUUGAUACUGAAGGAAGAGAUGGAAAAGGAGACCCGGGAAAGGACUUCCCUUCCAGCCAGUCGCUAUGAUUCACCACUUAACACAUCUCCACAUGCUUCAUCUAAAACCUCCUCCCUCCCUGGUUAUGGAAGAAAUGGUCUUCACCGGCCAGUUUCUACAGAUUUUGCCCAAUAUAAUAGCUAUGGUGAUGUCAGUGGUGGGGUUCGAGAUUUCCAGACCCUCCCUGAUGGUCAUGUACCUGGAAUGAGAAUGGACAGAGGAGUGUCCAUGCCUAACAUGUUGGAGCCAAAGAUUUUCCCAUAUGAAAUGCUCAUGGUGACCAACAGAGGGCGGAACAAAAUACUCAGAGAUGUAGACAGAACCAGGCUUGAGCGCCAUCUGGCACCUGAAGUGUUUCGAGAAAUAUUUGGAAUGUCAAUACAGGAGUUUGACAAGUUACCUCUAUGGAGACGCAACGACAUGAAGAAAAAAGCAAAACUCUUCUAAGACACAUCUGCCCACCAAUUUGAAAAGUUAAUGAGGAUGCUGCAUAGGGUGUAGUAUUAUACAAUGGCCACAUUGAUCGGAGAACUUAUAAACUACUUCGCCACAGCAACAACAAAAAGGGAAAAAUCUGAUUGAGGCACCCGUGAUCUAAGCAUUGGCCCACCAACAGCAACACUUGCCAAGAAGCAAUGGGGUGGAACUUUAUAGGUUCCAAAACUUGACAGUAGUUUUCAUGUGUGACCUUUUUACUUUAUCUUCUGUACAUGAUUUGAGCCACUUUCUUAUUUUGUUUCCCUCUAACUGUUGUCCAAAAAUAUGACAGACUGUAUUGGUCAAGCCAGGAAGUGCCCUUAAGAUGCUGAGUGGGGGGAAAAAGGUAGUUAUAAUAACUCCAAAAAAUGAUUAUCUGUAUUACAGUACUGUGGUUAAGAAGAAAAAAGACCUGUGUAAUGUAUCCAUAUGAUAACAUUAUUCAUAUUGCACAAAUGUUUCUUAAUUGGCCUCAUUUAAAACUGCCCAUUCUAUAGCUGUAGUAGAAAUCAAAGAGGCAGGCACCUGAGUAAACUACUCCAUUGGGCUGCUUACCAGUGGAAUGAUUUUAAAUGUGUUCCUCACUCUCUGCUGCACACAUUUGCUAGGAAGUGGUUGGUGAAUUUCUGUGCGUUUGUAAACAGUAUUUCUCUCUCCUCACUUUUUUUUUUUUGCUUCAGAUUACUUAGCUUAAGCUUAACCUACCCAGCAAAGGCAAGUAGCAAACCUGAACCCAGCUUGCAACAAGAGAGGAGGGAAAGCUCUCCUGAAGAUUGGCCUGGGUUACGUGCUCUGUGGGGACCCGUGCCACCAAGUUUCCCCAGGAAGCACACCAAGUUAUAGAAAAUAACACUUCAUGUUGUUCUGCCAAUGCAAAUGUGCUAGCCUGGCAUCUUCCAUAUAGUAUGUGACACAUUACACAUCCUAUCAAGCUGAAGGUCAUUUCAACCAUAGGUUAAGGAAGGAUGUAUUUUCUCUCUUUCAUCUUUGCAUUUGGGAAGCAGAGAAUUUUGAAUUUACUCAAAUUGAAGAUGAGAAAGAGGAAGUUGGCUUUCUUUUGUGCCUCAUGCUGUUGACCUCAUGGUUCUAGGAGAAAAAUUACUGAACAUAAUUUUUGAAUCAUGUGCUUCAAAAAAAAUUCAUUACUGCAUGAAUGCUCUAGUUUUUGAAGGAUAUGUAAUGAAAUAUACAGGGGGUGAGUCAUUUCUGUGGAAGGAUGAAUUUAUUCUACUCCAUUCUUCUGUCCCCUGGUGAAAAAUGAGAUGGGAUUUAAAGCCUUUUUAACUUUCUGUUGGCACAUUAAGCCACUGUAUAAUGAUGCACUGAUAUAAUUACCCAUCUCUUACUUUGAGUGACGCCCAAAUUCUGGCUACAGAGCAAAGAAUUAAGAUAACUUUGUAACUUGACAGAUCAAACCAUUCCCCCUUGAUGUUCAAAGUCUUGUUAACAGGAAAUAUGUAUGUAUGUACGUUUACUGAAAUGGGAAUCCAGGAAUCCCCUUGAAACUUAAAUAGAAUUCAGUCAGACUAGCUGAUGAUCUUAGAUCACCUCAUACUGAACAAGAGCCAUUCAGAUUCAGUUCAUUGCCACUGGGCUCCACUGAAACCACUGGUGCAGGAAUCAAAACAUAAUUUUGAAGGUCCCUAUAGAAGCUAAAGGAGAAAGUGUUUGAGUUGAUCAGCAGGAGUGCUGUUUUUGGCAAGAGUUUAGAGAUUCUACUCUACACCAUUGUUGGGAAUAAUAUUAGUUAUCUGUCAUGCAGCCUAUGGUGGAAACAAAUAGAUAUGUUUUCCAAAUGGGCACUGUUUGUAAGGCUACAAGGGGAAAUACUAUGUGGGUACAACACACUUAAAUGUACUAGGUGCUACAGUAGGAAGUAGAAUCCAUGUAUAGUGGUCUUUUUAUUUACUAAUCUAGUUGAAGCCAUCUAAUUGUAUUGUACCUUCAGAACCAUGGAGUGAAUGUUCAAGGACUGUUCUUGCAUAUAUGUGUCUAUAUAUGUAUGUAUGUAUAUCUUAGCUCUACUAAAUCACUUAACAAACUGCUCCUGUGCUAGUCAUACUGGGUUAUUUUUUUUUAAAUGAAAACUUCUGCCUUCAUUGUUGUCCCUUGAAGUAUUCAAUGCUUCAUUACCUACUGUGGUGAGAGUGUGUAUUGCUAUUCUGUCUCUGUCUCUGAACUCUCCUAUGCCUGCAACCCUUGCCAAAAUCUUUUUUUUUUAUAUUUUUCUGUCUUGUGAUCUUCUCAGGCAAAGCAAUCUAUCCAGUGUUUUGUGCCCUUUCAUAGUUCUACUAGGUUUGUUUUAAUAGGAGGGAUGUAUUCCCAAAGUUUAGCCAGCAAAAUAAAUGAGAAAACCUACUUGGGUAAAAUUCUAAUCCUUUGUCUCUCAAAUUGUUUUUCAUCUAAUAGAAAAAAAUAGUGGCUUUCAAUAACUUUAUAAUCUCAUCAAUUAUAACCCAAAAAUGUACUUGCAAAUCAGAUUAUUAUGCAUUUAAAAAAAAGAAAAAUUAGGGUACCUUUAAACUGUAGGCAUAGUUAAGUAAUUUGACCAAAAAUCUCAUUCUUUGGGCCAACGUAGGUAAGAUGUCAUAGAAUAACAGAACGUGAGAGCUGGAAAGGACCUUAGAUAACAUCUAAUCUAGGCUUUUUAUUGUAUAGGCUAGAAAUUAAGAUCCCUGAAAGAUUACAUGGCUUGUCCAAUAUCACACAAUUUUUAGUGAAAGAACUAAGACAAGAACCCAAGUCCCCACAGACCUUGUGUUCUUCCUUCUGGAUGAUAUUGCCAUUGUAUGGUGUUUUAUCUUAGGCAGAUCCUACAUCUGGACCUAAAAAGUCAUUUUGCAUCUCAUUCAUUUGCUACUGAUAAUGUUGAUUACAGCAGGACACCCCCCCACACACACAACAUUUGAGCGCACACACACACACACACACAUCCCAGAACUACCUGCCAAAGAACUCAAUAGCCUUCUGUCUAUAGGCAAGGUUGCCCUUUGACCUAGAGAAUGAAAGACUUAGAAACCUAAACCCUCAUGAUAAUAAAAUGCAUAUUAAGCUAGGGAUCUAGUAAGAUUACUAUAGGAUGGGGAAUGGGGCCAGUCUAGUUUAUGUAACUGCCAGAUCAUACAUGUGGACUUGUCAGUUUCAUUAAAAAUCAGCCUAGCAUGCACACCUUCAAGACACCUAGGCCACACUAUAGAAUGCAGCUGGGCCCUGUUAAAAGCAAACCCUGUAUUGUCUAUGACACUAUUUAUAUAAUAUGUAAAUUAGGGGCAAAUAUUCAUUUUACAAAAAAAAAGGUUUGACAUUUGAUGCAUUUAAUUGUCAACUUUCCUUGAUUCAUUUUCAAAAUAUUCUUAGAUUUAUGACCAUCUGACCAACACACAACUUUUCAGGAAUGCAUCUAUUAUGCAAAGUGAAGUGUACUUUAGAAGUGAAUCACUAACUAAAUUGUAUGGUUCAAACAAACUCAAGAAGGUUCAAAGUGAGACUUAGUCUUCCUUACCAAUGGUGUCCUUUAAAACAGAUUAUAUUGAUUUGAAGAGUACUGGAAGAUUGCAGCAAUAUAUUUGUUUGUUUGUUUUUUUCGCUUGGGAUUAGUUGUGAAGUGCUCUUAAUAUUUUUUCUGCAAUGAGCUCUGUUUAAUCACCUCUUCCUCAAAGCAUCAAAGGAACAGCGAAAUUGGCAAGUUAAUAAGGGGUAAGAAGUAAUUCUGUGUCCUUGAUGCUCCCUGGUCACCUUCACUCAGAAGACUAUAUGCUUCAAGUUGGUUUUCUUCUGAUACAGAAGUUGUGGCCAUUCUCUUGUGACUGCUCUCACCCCUUAGGCUGGUAAGGUAGGUUAUCUUUACUAGCAAUUUAUGGCAGAUUGGCGGGUAAUGUUUAUAAAACCUUAAUCCUAUUUUGUGACACUUUGAAGCAAAUACUUUUUCUAAAGAAUUGCUUCUCUUGGAUACAGUUAAGCUUUUGCAAGUUUGAAAAAUUCAAGUCACUUUUGAUUAGAUAAAUCUUUCUAAAACCUGUUUGAGACAACACCUUAGCAUCAUUUAAAAUAGGAGAAUGGUAGGCAACUCUUUCAGGCUGUAUGCUUUUGUACACAUUUUCCUUAUCAUCAAGAAGAAUGCUGAAAGGAAAAUGAGUUUCAUGUCACCAACCUAUCUGUGCCCUUUGUGGGAAAUACAUCUGGAGGAAAUCCAGUUUUUACAGAUUACGUACUUUUUCUCAUCAGUGCUUGUUUACUCUGUACUCGAUUGCUUUUCCUGUGUAUUUGAUGCCUGGAUAUUGCCUUUGCUCUGUUUCUUCCCAUACGUUAUUAAAAAAAAAAACCCACAAAGUAGUUCUAUCUGUGAAAAUGGACAUUUAAUUUUAAA